Messenger RNA from Grammomys surdaster, 3313 nucleotides. RefSeq names its product xylulokinase (gene Xylb). The record is from RefSeq and is a predicted model, not a curated record. The transcript is spliced from 19 exons. Gene Ontology annotation, cellular component: cytosol. Gene Ontology annotation, molecular function: D-xylulokinase activity. The coding region runs from base 3 to 1658 and encodes 551 amino acids. Gene Ontology annotation, biological process: xylulose metabolic process; D-xylose metabolic process. NCBI's taxonomy places the organism in Eukaryota, Metazoa, Chordata, Mammalia, Rodentia, Muridae.
ACAUGGACGCACGGACGCACAGACGGGCAGCGGGAACCCCUAGGACCAUGGCGGAGCGCGCGGGCCGCCGCUGUUGCCUGGGCUGGGACUUCAGCACGCAGCAGGUUAAAGUUGUUGCUGUUGAUGCAGAGUUGAACGUCUUCUAUGAGGACAGUGUGCAUUUUGACAGAGACCUUCCAGAAUUUGGAACUCAGGGCGGUGUCCAUGUACACAAGGACAGGCUGACGGUCACCUCUCCGGUCCUGAUGUGGGUCCAGGCUCUGGACCUGAUCCUGGAGAAGAUGAAGGCUUCUGGCUUUGACUUCUCUCAAGUUCUAGCAUUAUCUGGAGCAGGCCAGCAACACGGGAGCGUUUACUGGAAGACUGGAGCCAGCCUGGCUCUGUCAAGCCUGUCACCAGCUCUCCCAUUACAUCAGCAGCUGCAGGACUGCUUUUCUAUCAGUGACUGCCCAAUAUGGAUGGACUCCAGUACUACAGCCCAGUGUCACCAGUUGGAGGCUGCUGUGGGUGGGGCCCGGGCUCUUAGCUGCCUCACAGGGUCUCGGGCCUAUGAGCGUUUUACAGGGAACCAGAUUGCAAAGCUUUUCCAGAAGAACCCUGAGGCCUACUCACACUCUGAGAGAAUUUCCUUGGUCAGCAGCUUUGCUGCCUCACUGUUCCUGGGUGGGUACUCGCCCAUCGACUACAGCGAUGGUUCUGGAAUGAAUUUGUUGCAGAUCCAGGAAAAAGUCUGGUCCCGAGCUUGUCUGGAUGUCUGUGCCCCCCAUUUGGAGGAGAAGCUGGGUUCACCAGUCCCUUCCUGCUCAGUUGUGGGAUCCAUUUCUUCCUACUAUGUCCAGCGCUAUGGAUUCCCUCCAGGAUGUGAAGUGGUAGCCUUCACCGGGGACAACCCAGCGUCACUGGCCGGCAUGAGGCUGGAGGAAGGAGAUAUUGCCGUCAGCCUGGGCACCAGCGACACCCUAUUUCUCUGGCUCCAAAAGCCCAUGCCUGCCUUGGAAGGCCACAUCUUCUGCAACCCAGUGGAUACACGUCACUACAUGGCGCUUCUAUGCUUUAAAAAUGGCUCCCUUAUGAGAGAGAAGAUCCGAGAUGAGUCUGCCUCCUGUUCCUGGAACAAGUUCUCUAAGGCCCUGCAGUCCACAGAGAUGGGGAACAACGGAAACUUGGGUUUUUAUUUCGAUGUCAUGGAGAUCACCCCUGAAAUUAUCGGGCGUCAUAGGUUUAAUGCGGAAAACGCUGAGGUCUCAGCAUUCCCUGGGGAUGUGGAGAUCCGAGCACUAAUCGAAGGACAAUUCAUGGCCAAGAGGAUUCACGCAGAAGGCCUAGGCUACCGAGUCAUGCCCAAGACAAAGAUUCUGGCCACAGGAGGAGCGUCUCACAAUAAAGACAUCUUGCAGGUGCUUGCAGAUGUUUUUGGGGCCCCUGUGUACGUCAUAGACACUACCAGUUCAGCCUGCGUUGGCUCUGCGUACCGAGCUUUUCAUGGCCUUGCUGGAGGAACAGGUGUGGCCUUUUCAGAGGUUGUGAAAUCAGCGCCACAGCCCAGCCUGGCUGCCACCCCCAACCCAGGAGCUUCCCAGGUCUAUGCAGCCCUCCUCCCUCGAUACCCUGAUCUGGAACAGAGAAUCUUGUCCAAGGCUCAGAGGCCUCUGGAAUGAAUUCUUCCGGCCCAGGCACCCUGCUGGCUUCUAAGUGGUCCUUGUCCUUGUGCUGACUCUGCAGUGCUCCUGUCCUGUUCUGUCCUGGACCAUCCUGAAGCCGUGACUCCUUGGAGACUUGUGGGCUCCAUGUACUAGGAUGGAAAAGCAAUAUCUCCUUUUCUGUCUUCCGUCCAGGAAAACACUGUAGGGUAUGGCCACCAAAGACAAUCAUGUUCCCCUUUCAAAAGGGACCAAACAGCUGACUCGAGAGACAGCCUUUUCUCUGACUCUGACUACUCCUCCUUCUUCAGCGUCAGCCACCUCCCCCAUCCAGGAACCGCUCCCUCCAGCCUUCCUGCAAACCAAACUAAGCCCCAUCUCUCCUGCCUGUGACCCUCCUGUGUCUGUAGGUGUCUUCCCAGAGCUCUCUCUUGUCUGUCUAUCUGUCUCCUUCAUCUUCCCUCCCCAUUCGAAACUGGUUUACUUCCCAUUCAAGAUGAUCUUCAUGGGCCUGGUGAAUACUCUUCCUUCCCCAGUCCCCAACCCUGCCCAGAGACUGCCUGACUGGGUUUUCCUGGGUGACCUGGAUGGGCAUCUCCCAGGCUAAACACUUCUAGGUUCUUCCAUAGUUCGUUGUAGUUCACAUGAUGGCAAAAUUACGUGUUUCCAGAAGUUUCUAAAAUCUGGCUUUCUUUUUAUUUGGGUCUCCUGCAGCCCAGGCUGCCCUCAAACUUUCUUUGCAGCCAAAGGUGACCUUAAGCUUAUGGUCUUCCCGCCACCAUCCUCUAAGUAUUUGCCACCAAACCUGACUUAUGCAAUACCAGAGAUGGAACCCAUGGCCUCACGCAUUCCAGGCAGACGCUCUACCUGCUGAGCCACAUGCCCAGCCUGGAUUUCCUUUUUUACUUGGCAUACUUUGUGACACUCACUUCCACAUGUCCUACUAUGUUUGAGCUGUGUCCUCCUUCUCCACCCCUGUUUUACUUCACACUUUUCCUGGCAAUCUCACUCCUGCAUCACCCUCUAGAGUCUUCCUCUGCCACAAGGCCGUGCUGAAUUCUGGACUCCUUUUAAACUGGACCACUGGUUCUGACACAGUGGCAAGAUGCUGCAGACAGGUGUGAGACCAGGAUCAGAGCAAUGACUGCUGGGAAAUAAAGGGGACACAGCACAGAUGGAAAGAGACUUGUGUCUAGACAUGAGGUCGCUUGGAAGGCUUGGUGUGUGAGGGGGGAAGAAGCAACGAGUAGCCAUCUUGCCCACAGCAAACCCACAGUCCAGACUGAAACGGCCACUGGGAUAUUACUUGUUACAGAGAUUUUACAUUACCAACCAACUGCAAAGGCAUCUGGGACCACAAAACAGUUAACUUGGACGACAUUCCAAUCCAACAGAUCUUUAUUACAAUAAAUCAGACAGAAAAAAAAAUGAAAAAGGCCACCACAGGUGACAAAGAACAAAUCCAAAUGGAAACAGGGCAAGCCUAUGUGAGAAGACACUGAACAGAAGGAUAGACCAUGACAGUUCUGGAGACUUUACAACACAUCAAAGAGUAGGGAGACUCGACAGGAAGUUCAGGGAGGCACCAGAAAAGAAGGAAGGAGAAUAAAGACAAGAUCCCUGUUGAUACUUAGAACUUCCCAAAAUAAACAAAAAUUUGAAAACACCUAAAA